This is a messenger RNA of Helianthus annuus (common sunflower), 1950 nucleotides long. RefSeq names its product sugar transporter ERD6-like 4. Bases 103 to 1725 code for a protein of 540 amino acids. Gene Ontology annotation, molecular function: sugar transmembrane transporter activity. The record is from RefSeq and is a predicted model, not a curated record. Gene Ontology annotation, cellular component: membrane. The transcript is spliced from 18 exons. Gene Ontology annotation, biological process: carbohydrate transport; transmembrane transport. Lineage: Eukaryota; Viridiplantae; Streptophyta; Magnoliopsida; Asterales; Asteraceae.
UAAAUAAAAUGAGGGGAAAAUAUUUAAAAGCAAUAAUAGACCAAGGGCUAAUGUGUAACUAACCCUAAAAACACACAAGAAAACAGAACUUCCGCGAAAACCAUGGUCGGAGACUCCGUCUUCCGGCGAAUUAUCAGCUUUCCCGUCUCUUACGCAUUUCGUCGAACACAUAGACCACAUUCUCACAUCCCUAUUUUCUCAUCACAUCUCUUCUUUGCAAAGUUUCCGACUGUUAUCUUUCCGAUGGCGACACGAGACCCGGAGAUCGAAGAAGGUGGCGGAGGUAGCAGCCUCAAGAAGCCGCUACUCCAUACCGGAAGCUGGUACCGUAUGGCCGGUAUGAGCUCCCGACAGUCCAGCAUGUUAGCUUCUUCCGCUCAAAUGCUUCGUGAAUCCGUCUCUAUCUUUCUCUGCGUUUCCAUCGUUGCAUUGGGUCCUAUUCAGUUCGGGUUCACGUGUGGGUAUUCAAACCCUACGCAGGCUGACAUCAUAAUGGAUCUUAAACUUAAAAUUUCGGAGUUCUCAAUGUUUGGUUCUUUGGCAAAUGUGGGCGCUAUGGUGGGUGCGAUAGCAAGUGGUCAGAUCGCGGAAAACAUUGGUCGCAAAGGGUCAUUGAUGAUUGCUGCUAUUCCUAACAUACUUGGAUGGCUUGCUAUUUCAUUUGCUAGAGAUUACUCGUUCUUGUGUAUGGGAAGACUAUUGGAAGGCUUUGGUGUUGGUGUAAUAUCGUACACGGUUCCUGUAUAUAUCGCCGAGAUCUCACCUCAAAACCUAAGAGGGAGCCUCGGAUCUGUGAACCAGCUCUCUGUCACAAUUGGAAUACUCUUGGCUUAUCUUUUGGGACUUUUUCUUCCAUGGAGAGUACUAGCAGUUAUUGGAACUUUGCCAUGCAUUAUUUUAAUACCAGGUCUAUUUUUCAUUCCCGAGUCUCCUCGCUGGUUGGCCAAGAUGGGAUUUAUGGAAGAUUGUGAAACCUCUUUACAAGUUUUAAGGGGAUUUGAUACAGAUAUUUCCACUGAGUUUAAUGAAAUCAAGAGAUCAGUGGCUACAUCCGGAAAACGAGCUACAAUUCGGAUUUCCGAGCUUAAGAGAAGAAGAUUUUGGUACCCUUUAAUGGUUGGAAUAGGAUUACUUCUUCUUCAGCAACUCAGUGGUAUAAAUGGCGUUCUUUUCUACUCUAGUAACAUCUUCAAAUCAGCUGGGAUUUCAUCAAGCAAAGCUGCAACAUUUGGACUUGGUGCAAUUCAGGUUGUUGCUACUGCUAUUACAACUUCCCUAGUCGACAAAAGUGGCCGCAGAGCGCUUCUAUUGCUGUCUUCAUUUCUUAUGGUUGCAAGCAGCCUUCUUGCUUCAAUGAGUUUCUUUUUGAAGCACCUGGUUUCUAAAGAUUCGUCGCUUUACGGCUUCUUGGGAACGUUGGCACUGAUUGGAUUAGUGAUCAUGGUAUCCGGCUUCUCUCUAGGACUUGGACCGAUUCCUUGGGUUAUAAUGUCUGAGAUACUUCCUGUAAAUAUCAAGAGCCUUGCUGGCAGUGUUGCAACACUUUUUAAUUGGUUGGCAGCUUCAAUUGUGACAAUGACAGCACCACUUCUCUUGGACUGGAGCAGUGGAGGAACCUUCCUCAUUUAUGCUGCUGUGUCUACUUUCACUCUAUUUUUUGUGAAAGUAUGGGUUCCGGAAACAAAAGGAAAAACUUUGGAAGAAAUACAAUGGUCCUUCAGAUGACAUUGUUAUGGUCCUUUCACAUGAUCUUUACAGGAAAAGUUAAUACAUAUUUCAAGAACUAUAUGGUGUAUAAACGACACGUUCAUGUCAGCAGCAUUCCCUAUCUUUUAACACGUUUGAUCGUGAGACCCGCAAACAUGUGGCAUGAAGAAAGUUGGGAAAAGAGAUGAAAAAAGUGAUGAGUUGUUGUGUCCAUGAAUACUGAGGAAUGGUUAAUAACUUGAU